Suillus subaureus is the source of this 1026-nucleotide messenger RNA. RefSeq lists its product as uncharacterized. The record is from RefSeq and is a predicted model, not a curated record. The transcript has a single exon. The coding region runs from base 1 to 1026 and encodes 341 amino acids. Lineage: Eukaryota; Fungi; Basidiomycota; Agaricomycetes; Boletales; Suillaceae.
AUGGAGCCUGUUGCUCAACUUUCAUUUCCGUUUGGUGACCUUCCAGUCGAGCUAGCCCUCCUCAUCCUUGGACAUGCCGCACAACCCAGUUUUUCCCAAACUGAACAAUACAAAUCUAAAAACCCAUAUUCAUUCGCCCUCGCUCUCUGUCUUGUAUCUAAAGAAGUCAGGAAAACGGUGCUGCCCGAAAUUCUUCACACCGUGUUACUCCCGCAAUUACGCAAUGUGACAGCGUUCGUGGACACUCUACGCAUGCAGCAAGCAUAUGAUCAACAAGACCAUCGAUUCAAAUUCGACUACACGAAGUACGUACGCAGGAUGUGGAUGGGACAGUUUCGUGGCUCUCUCCCAGGACUUUUGCUCGAUGGAUUUGGACCAAUGCAGCCUGGGCUAGACCUCAGCCCCCUUGCCCCCGUCCUGCUUGCUGCACCAUGUAUUGCAGUCGACUUUGAGAAUCUGGGCCUUCUGUCAGGCUGCCUUUUCCAUGCCUGGAAAUCCCGUGUGGACAACCACGAAGGUUCUCUGGCUCUGUACGGCCCAAAAACAUUGAUGGUAACUGGUUCUGAGUCCAUGACUCGCCAACGGUGGUCCUUCACCAAGACCGUCCAUGGAACAGCUUUCCUCGCUUCGAUAUCUCAUGUCAUCUCCAUCACACACACAACAAUCGACAGCAAUCGGCACGCGUAUCGCCUCUGCCACUCCGGCAAUAGAUGGAAAAUCUACCAGCUGCCUGAAUGGAUGCAGCGGGCUCCGCUAAGCAACCUCCAGACCUUUUCAUUGCCCAUUCCGCAUAGCGCACACCGGCUUGCUGAAGGUGAGCUUAGCAGCACGGACAUGAAAGUAGAACUUUCGACGUUCUCUGUUUCUAAAUUGUCGACGCGCCAACGCACACUCAAGGGAGUAAUGACGAUUCAGCAAACAAUGAGUUUUAAUGGUCCUUUGGCGGUGUCCUAUCCUCGACCAUCAUCCUCUUGUAUCCUUUGUCAAGACUGGCUGAAAGCUUGGGCCUGUGGAUUAGGAAGCUGA